Tetranychus urticae (two-spotted spider mite) is the source of this 924-nucleotide messenger RNA. The record is from RefSeq and is a predicted model, not a curated record. NCBI's taxonomy places the organism in Eukaryota, Metazoa, Arthropoda, Arachnida, Trombidiformes, Tetranychidae.
AUUUUUAAUCGCGGUUAAUUGAAAACAUUAUCCAUUUCAACUAAUCGUCUAAGUAAUUUAACUUAAAUUAACACCUUGGUUUACCUUGAUUGUUCACCACGAAUCUUCUUAUAAUACCUUGGACCAGUAGACAAGCCUUUGUGUCCAUUUUUAUUGCCAAUGGAUGGAUUACCUACCGAUAGGCAGAUUGACCAUGUUGCCUUGUUUAAGGAGAUCAAUGAAUUGGUUUCUUUCCACGACCUUCUUGAGCCACUUUCACCAUAUUCAUCUGACUCUGAUUCUAGUUCAUCAUUUGACUGUUUAACUGAGUUUUCUGAUCGUUUACUCAGUACUCCUAGAGCUCGUGUAAAAAAAUACAAAACGCGCGGAAGGUACCCAAAUAGAGACAAAUUGGAGGAUCCAUCAGAAGAUAGACUGUUUCAAAUGCUUGCUAAAGGGACUCGUAAAAAGACACGAGAUUCAUCGCUGAGUAAACAUAACUCAUCGGUGAUAGAUACUGAACGUGACUCUCCAAAGAUAAAUAUUGGUGGUUCUAAUGGGACAAUAAAGGAAACUCAGGAGGAAUCAAAAGGAUGUAGAAUGCAACCACCACUAAAUGGAGAGUUAACUUCUAAUGCUAGCUCUUUAUCAUCCGCUCGUAAAGCAGCCAUUUGUAAAUUCAAAUCACUUCAAAUCACUGAAAGAUCAUAUUUUAAAAACACUGACAAAGGUUUAUCAAAGUAUCCGAAUGAUAACUCUGACUUGAAUCCAGACAUAUAUCUACAUUGAAUUCUAUUCUUUUUCAUCCGAUUGAUCUCACCUCUCGCUGUUGACGAUAAUAUAAUUUAUCAAAGUAUGUUUUUCUAACGUUGUUUAUUUUUUUGUAAAUUUGAUAUUCACGCUGAAGCUAAUUUUCACAUUUAAACUUUUCUGUUCAUCUUCAAA